This is a messenger RNA of Musa acuminata subsp. malaccensis (wild Malaysian banana), 1137 nucleotides long. RefSeq lists its product as uncharacterized. Gene Ontology annotation, molecular function: single-stranded DNA binding. Lineage: Eukaryota; Viridiplantae; Streptophyta; Magnoliopsida; Zingiberales; Musaceae. Gene Ontology annotation, biological process: mitochondrial DNA replication; positive regulation of helicase activity. The record is from RefSeq and is a predicted model, not a curated record. Gene Ontology annotation, cellular component: mitochondrial nucleoid.
UCCAUUUCGGGACCCGAGUGUAUGUUUCUUGGGUGACCUCUUUUCUGGUCGAGAUAGCCUUCUUAAACCAUCUAAAACCCGAUGUCCCAUCUCGAGCUUUAGGGUUUUACUACCAAAGAAGAGACCUUACUCCGCUCUAUGGCCGCUUCCUCUUCCUUCUCCGCGUUCGCGUCCCUCUCCAGGCGCCUCCGCGCUCCUCCUACUAGUCACCCGCUUCUCCUCCCUGCCGCCGUACGCUUCUCCUCCUCCUCCUCUUCCUCUUCCUCCUCCGACGCCGACUCAGAAAAUUUCCCCUCGUACACGGACGAAACCUCUCACCCUUCACUUUCCUCCCCCUCCGCCGCCGCCUCCGCCGCCGAAGAUGCCACAGCCGUCGGCGAGACCCCCCAGCGGCUUCGUCCCUUCCAGCGCCCCCUAGAGAACGGCCUUGAUCAAGGCGUUUACAAGGCGAUCCUUGUGGGGAAGGUGGGACAGCGGCCGGUGCAAAAGAACCUGAGGAGCGGGCGCGCCGUGGUUCUCUUCUCGCUGGGGACUGGAGGGAUCCGGAACAACCGCCGGCCGCUUGACAAUGAGGAGCCGAGAGAGUAUGCAGAACGGUGCGCUGUGCAGUGGCACAGGGUCAGUGUGUACCCUGACCGGCUCGGCAGCCUCGCCCUCAAGCACGUCAAGCCUGGGUCGAUUUUGUAUUUGGAGGGCAACCUGGAGACUAAAGUCUUUAGUGACCCAAUUAGUGGACUUGUUAGGCGCAUAAGAGAAGUUGCAAUCCGCCGUGAUGGUCGACUUGUUUUUCUUGGUGAUGAAGGCAAGGCUGCUGAAUCUGAUCAAGGAGAUCCAAAAAACGUUGGUUAUUACUGAGACAAAGCUUGAUGUUAUCUUCAACAAGCCACUGCUGCGGAUGCAAUAAGGCACACUACAACCUGGUUGAAAUCUCAAAGAAGCAUCACCGUUGUGAUUUCUUGUUGAUUUCAUUCUUCACUAUGUGUGGAACCUCCUGACUUUGUGCUGCAAUGCUUGUGACUGACUGGAAAAUGGGUACCCAAAUCUGCAGCCAAGACUAAAUGCUACAUUAACUAGAACUUGGCCGUCAGUUGUUGUUUGUUCAUCAUUUGAAUCUAAUUAAGAGUAGCCAUUACUUAA